AUGAGUCUAGUUAUAUCAGAUUCCUGCAAGGUGGAUGGGUUUCUUUCUAAGUCGGGCAAUGGAUGUGGACGAAAUAUAGGUGACAUACAAUAUUUUUUUAUAAAUGGUCGACCUGUUGACAUGCCACAAGUCACCAAGCUUCUGAACGAAUUGUAUAGAUCCGCAAACUCAAAGCAAUAUCCAAUUGCAAUCAUGAAUUUUAUUGUUCCAACCAAGGUGUACGAUGUCAAUGUAACACCAGACAAAAGAAAAGUCUUUUUCUCUGAUGAAGGCUCUCUUUUGAAGUCCUUAAAAGAAGCUUUGUUGGAGAUCUAUGCCCCACAUCUUGCUAGCUUUUCGGUACAGGGACCUGAGGAGCUCACUCAGGGAGGAAACAACUCAAAGCUUUGUUCUCCUCAUGGUAAGUCUUUUUCACAGUUUUCAUUAAAGCAAGCAUCGCCAGAUGGCACUAAUAGCAAACAAGAAGCAUACAGUGAGAAGCAACAUGUAGAAGUUGACACUGAUAUGCAUGAAUGUGAAAAGACAUUGAGAUCCUCACCUGUUGUUAAACCAAUAAAUCUGGAUGAUUAUAGUUUAUCAAAGACAGACUUUACACUUAAAUUACAUGGUAUGAAGAAAGAUGACACCUUUUUGGGGAGCUAUAACUAUAGUAGGAAGCAUACAACUAUAAGUAACAACAGUAGAAAUAAUUCGCAGGCAACAUCAUACAACUCAACAUUGCAGAAAGGAACAAAUUCACCUCAUUCUGCAGAUAUGGAGGAUUUGAUUUCAAGAUUGAAUAAAGAAAUAACAGUUAAAGAUUAUCUUACAACAAAGGAUGAAAAGGUGGAAAUGGAAGAAAAAGAUGAGCUACUUGAGGAAUUGGAAGAUACCAAAAGUAAACUUGACCAAUUGUCAAAGAAACAUCAAGAAUUAGAAAUUAAAUUAAAAGCAGAUGUGAAAAUUCUUGUGAAAGAGGUUAAAUCACUUAGGAUCUCACAAGUUGAAUUGAAACAACAGCUUAAUCAAUCACUUAUCGGGAAAUCAGAGGCAGAGAAACUAGUGCAACAAGAAAAGGAAAGAAUGGAAGUUGGUAGAAUGAAGCUGCUCCCGUAUCUUUCACUUUUUUCUUCUUCCGAUCUGCCUCGUCAUCUCCUGAAUCAUAAAUAA
This is a messenger RNA of Lactuca sativa (garden lettuce), 1149 nucleotides long. The record is from RefSeq and is a predicted model, not a curated record. Lineage: Eukaryota; Viridiplantae; Streptophyta; Magnoliopsida; Asterales; Asteraceae.